AUGGCUUCCCCUCAAGGUUACCCUCUUCUGUGUCUGGAGAACCCUCUCCUCGACAUCCAGGCCCGUGCCGAUGCUUCUCUCCUCGAGAAGUAUGGAUUGAAGGCUAACGAUGCUAUCCUCGCUGAGGAGCAGCACAUGGGUCUCUACGAUGAGCUCAUGAAGCUGGAUGCUAAGCUCAUCCCCGGUGGUGCUGCCCAGAACACUGCCCGUGGUGCCCAGUACCUUCUCCCCGAUAACUCUACCCUCUACAUUGGUUGCGUCGGCAAGGACCAGUACGGUGACAUCCUCAAGAAGACCUGUGAGGAGGCCGGUGUUCACACCGAGUACCGUGUGGACGAGACCCAGCCCACCGGCAAGUGCGGUGCCGUCAUCACUGGCCACAACCGCAGCCUGUGCACCCACCUCGCUGCCGCCAACGAGUACAAGCUGGAGCACCUGAAGCAGCCUGAGAUCUGGAGCCUCGUCGAGAAGGCCCAGUUCUACUUCGUCGGUGGCUUCCACCUGACAGUCUGUGUCCCUGCCAUCCUGGCCCUUGCUGAGGAGGCCGCUGCCAAGAACAAGCCCUUCAUGCUCUCUCUUUCCGCUCCUUUCAUUCCCCAGUUCUUCAAGGAGCAGCUGGACUCCGUCCUUCCUUUCACUGACUACACCGUCUGCAACGAGACUGAGGCUCGUGCCUACUCCGAGAGCCACCAAUGGGGCACCGAGGAUGUCGUCGAGAUCGCCAAGAAGCUCGCUCUUCUGCCCAAGAAGAACACCCAGCGUGGUCGUAUCUCCAUCGUCACCCAGGGUACUGACCCCACUGUCAUUGCCGUUGCCUCUGCUAGCGGUGAUGUCGAGAUCAAGACCUUCCCCGUCCACGAGCUCUCCAAGGACGCCAUCAACGACACCAACGGUGCUGGUGAUGCCUUUGCCGGUGGUUUCGUCGCCGGUCUUGUCGCCGGCAAGUCCCUGGAGGACUCCGUUGACAUGGGUCAGUGGCUCGCUGCUAAGAGCAUUCAAGAGCUUGGUCCUUCUUACCCCUACCCUAAGCAGGCUUACUCCCGCUCAUAG
Molecule: messenger RNA, 1050 nt
Organism: Penicillium angulare
Lineage: Eukaryota; Fungi; Ascomycota; Eurotiomycetes; Eurotiales; Aspergillaceae
Product: adenosine kinase
Exons: 4
Coding region: 1-1050 (349 amino acids)
Biological process (GO): purine ribonucleoside salvage
Cellular component (GO): cytosol; nucleus
Molecular function (GO): adenosine kinase activity
Source: RefSeq, a predicted model, not a curated record